GAUAUAGGGGCCAUCACCUGCACCCCCGACGGGAACGAGUGUGGAGAGGUAACCAACAGUGAAUGCAACAAGGCAACAUUGCAGUGCUAUUGCCCGACCUCGUAUCCCAUACAUGACUACGAGAACCGCUACUGUGUAAGGGAGGCCAAACUCAACACAACAUGCCAGUUCACGAGUCAGUGCGAGGAGACCGAUCCCUACAGCUAUUGCGGGUCAACCAAGAUCUGUAUCUGCAGGGAAGGUUAUCUCAUGGACGACUACCCCAACGUGGGUCUUGGAUGCGUCGACGAUGGAUCGUCUCAGCCGAGUGUGGAUCCGGCAAUGAUGGGAGUGCUGGUGGGUCUGGCUCUCAUGUUCGUGAUUAUCUGCGUGGUACUGCGUCUCUUCUCCAAAGCCCGAUUCCGAGAGAACCGCUCCAUCUUCAACACCCCCAACCCCCGCCUGAUGAACGCCUCGCUGUUCAAAGACAUUGGUGUUGCAGGAAGGCGGGGGAGCGCGCUGUCCGCCGUCUCCGCCACGGGCUCGGUGGCGGGCGCGGGCGGGGCCAAGACGCCCAGCCCCACCAAGAAGGAGGCGGAGACCACUGUCGCCAUCGAGACCGUGGACUAAGAAGUCCCAGCAGAAGACGCCGCCGCCGCCGCCCGACGACGCCCUCCGAGCCGCACAGGCCCCGGGGGGAGGCGCCCGGACACACCACGCAGAAGGAUACGGCGGCGGCGGCAGGCGACGGGGGUGAGUGUCCCCCCCUCGAGGGCGCGGCGAGGGGCGAGCCGACUGGAUCCAGCCCAGGCAGGGCGCCGGGGGCCGUCGCCGCCCCGACCACCGCCGCCCCACGCCGAGCGAGGGCGUCCUUCCGGAGUUCGCCGUCGACCGCAGGUGCCGGGGCCGCGGGCUCUCUCUGGGCGCCCGGACACUUCUUCGCAAACUCUGAUGUAGGAUUCACAAUACAAAAUUGGAUAAAGCUCAACUGUAGGAGAUCGUGUGUGUUAGGGACCACGAGUUUAUCUGGAACUUUCUGAGAGAGAAAAAAAGGAAAAAUAAUAAUAAUAAUAAUAAUAAUCUUUAAUCUAUAAUCAGCUACAAUUGAGGAAUGUGUUUCUUCUUAGCAUUCUCUUAAAAAUAUCAAUAUACUUAUGCAAGCUUUUUAUCAUUUACUAAAAGCAUCAUAUAUAUAUAUAAAUCUAGAUAUAAUCAUAUAUACCUACAUAGCAUAAUAACGAUGUGAGCAGCUGAGAUCACGAAGAUGAUACAAGUUCUUAAGUUAGCAAGAACAAGCGAGAUAAAGUAAGAGUUAAACCAUAAACAAAACCACUGUAUAAUGUCAGGGGAACUACAGCACUAUCACGUCCCUGAAGUUGCCUAAUGAACACUUUAAUGAACUCGUGGUAGAGCACACUAAGCCACGAACAGCUCGUCGAAUGAGAGAGCAUUUCCAUCAAUUUAUAAGCACUAAAGAAAUACCUAGUAAUACAACCUCCCGUCAACAAACACUUGGAUAUUUAGAUGUUUUCCUUCAAAUAAGAUAGAUAAGAGAAAAAAAUAAAAGAGAGAGAGAGAAAAAUAAUAAUAAUAAAAAAAAAAUCAAGGCGACAUAUACCCCACCAGACACCAUGUGUUAUUCUUGUGUGCGUGGACAGACCAGGGCGACGUCGGUGCCCGCUGUUCGAAUAACGCCAGGUUCGAAUACUCGAGUGUUUGCUUCAUUCACGGAGGCUGCACGAGGACCUCCCGAACCUCCUGACGAAUCGGUGUCUCGAAGCUCCGGUCCCGCUGUACAUCUCUCACAGUAUUACACUGAAAUAUAAACAAUAUCAUCUUCUAUGCAGAUCGUGUGACCUUUUCAUGAACUCAAACCUGAAGUAGUGAAAGUAGAUGAAAAAAUAAUAAUACUGUUUCUAUUCAAAACAGGUCUGCCCGGAAGAUUUAAUAAAACUGAUAGAUAUUGUAGUUUGAAAUCUUAUCGAGUAGUGGUCCAGUUUGAUAUACAUAUUGGGAGUUUCUACAUAUAUAAAGUAAAUCAUUUAUUGUAUUUAUCAGAUAUGCAAUAGAAGAAUGUAGUCAAGUAGAGAUAUACCUUUUGACGAGAUGCUAUCACGAGCCAAUAAAAAAAAAGAUCUAAAUAUUAUGAGAAACUUGGUCAGUUUAGGCCUGCCUGUAUUUCAUUAUGGUCAUUUCCUCCCCCACCCCCCCUUUUCCGUGUCGUCUGUUUGGACAUGAGCUUCAAAGAUGUGUGUUGUUUUUUAGUGUCAGUCUAAAAAAAAAGAAACGUUUUUUUCGUCAAGUAUUUUUUGAUCAAGUGAGGAAUACCUACACUUUCCCCUCCCAAGUCCAGGAUAAUAUAUAUAAAUAACUAAUAACUUCUAAGAAGAAUGGUAGAGUAAGAGUUUCUUCAAAUACCUGUUGUCGUCACUGACACGGCAACGGCGUUGUUGCAAACACUCUGAGAGCACGUGUCAACAGCGCCCCAUAGAGCUCGUUGUUGCACCAUCAUUCUUUCAGUGUACCACACAGCUGUCCCGCGGCCGCACAGAAAUCCUACUUUCUGGCGAGCAGCUUUCAAAAUCUUGUCUUUCACCGAACCCUGUAAACUAUGUGUACUUGUUCUCCUGCGUUGCAAAGUUUUGUUGUUCAUUUUUCUCUACGUGAAACACAUUUGAGCCUACAAUAUCACUGUCAUGGUAUCUCCGUUGGCGAGGAGGAAGGAGUCUGUGAUCCGGGAGAGAGGAAGAGCUAAAAAACCCAGAGCUACUGAAGGGUUUCUGUACACCUGAAGAGUGUGUAUAACAGCUACUGAUUGCCUUGAUAUCAUACCAUACUUGCAACUCCUAUAUUCUUCAGGGGUACAAUCUUUAUACCUUGUAGCUCUUGUAAAGCGCCUUCUUAUACAGAAAGUCCUUGUUGACGUUCGUUCUCGCGUACUUCAUCCGUAGUCGGACGGCAAUUUGGUGGUACAUAGCUCAAGCAACAAGUAGCGGACAGUUUUUGAUUUUGCAAUCUAGACUAGUAUAUCCUCCAGCACUUUCCAGUGAAGAUUCCAUUCCGAAUGCACAAUAAACCUAGAGUAGAUCUCGCACUGCUAAUA
Molecule: messenger RNA, 3082 nt
Organism: Penaeus indicus
Lineage: Eukaryota; Metazoa; Arthropoda; Malacostraca; Decapoda; Penaeidae
Exons: 5
Coding region: 162-1019 (285 amino acids)
Source: RefSeq, a predicted model, not a curated record